AUGAUCCAGCAGCAGGAACCAACUGUCUUCCCCCUCUCGACAACGGGAUUAAUCUUGUUGUACGAGUCACACUGGAAGCUGGCGGGAGCAAUGGUAGCGAGUCUAUUUCUAGGAAAACUUGUCGUGGGCACGAUACAGCGCGAAGCCUACCGUCACUGCGGCUAUCUUGGCGAGCUCACUUUCCAUUUUACCAUCGCAAGAACAGGUUGA
Molecule: messenger RNA, 210 nt
Organism: Plasmopara halstedii
Lineage: Eukaryota; Oomycota; Peronosporomycetes; Peronosporales; Peronosporaceae
Exons: 2
Coding region: 1-210 (69 amino acids)
Source: RefSeq, a predicted model, not a curated record